AUGGUCGAGGAAUAUGAUGUGGUCGUAGUCGGUGCUGGCCCUGUGGGUCUCAUGUUUUCUGCCUGCCUGGCUCGACUUGGGUCAUAUAAGAUCAAACACAUUGACAACCGUACCGAGCCAACGAGCAUUGGACGCGCAGAUGGCAUUCAAGCCCGUACCUUGGACGUGCUGAGCAGCAUGGGUCUGAAGAGACCCAUCUGGGCGUACAAUCCGGGCCUGAUUUACGAGGUUGCUUUCUGGGGAGCGACUGCUGAUCGAAAUGGCAUUCAGCGCACAGGGACCAGCAAGAGUUAUCCUGAUCAUAUUGACACUCGCUAUCCAUUCACUACUAUUCUGCAUCAAGGUCGCAUCGAGAGCAUAUUCCUCGACGAUCUACGCGCGCGAGAUGUGGAAGUACAACGGCCGUGGACGAUUCGCGCCGCGAACUACCGCGGUCCUGGGUUUGAGCACCCCCUCGAUGUGGAGUUGGUCAGCACUGAUGGCUCGGCCACGGAGACCGUCAGGGCCAAAUAUCUAUUUGGUGCAGACGGAGCGCGGAGCACUGUGCGAGCGCUACUAAACAUUCCCAUGGUCUAUAAGGAUCCGACAGUGCACGUGUGGAGUGUGAUUGAUGGUGUGGUGAGAUCGGAUUUCCCAGACAUGCAGUUGAAAUGUAACAUACGAUCUCCCCGCGGUUCUUGCAUGAUCAUUCCGCAAGGUAACAAUCGCGUGCGCAUUUACGUCCAGAUUUCACCUGAAGAAGGGCAGGAUCUAUCUGUCGAGGCUUCACAGACGAAGAUCCAGCUCAUGGCCAACGAAAUUCUCAGUCCGUAUCGCGUUGAAUGGGAGUCUGUCGACUGGCACUCGGCCUACCGUAUUGGUCAGGGCAUAUCGCAGCGUUACUCUCUGAACAAUCGAGUCUUUAUUGGUGGCGAUGCCUGUCACACUCAUAGUCCCAAAGCUGGCCAGGGUAUGAACUACGGCAUUCUGGACUCCCACAACCUGGCCUGGAAGCUUCACCUCGUAGAGUCAGGCCUCAUGCGCCUCGAGUUACUUCAGACAUACGAGGAGGAACGCCGCGCAGUAGCCUCACGUUUGAUCGAGUUUGACGCGGCAUAUGCAAGUCUUUUCAGCUCGCACAAUCCCUCUCAGCAGACCAACGAUGAGUUCAUUCGUAUCUUCAAGAAGAACUCUCUGUUGACCAGCGGGUACGGGGUGGAAUACCCGCCCAAAAUUCUCAUCCGCGCCGGCAACGCCGUUAACUCCUCUCGAUCUUCGCCAAGCGCGCUUCGGCCUGGGCGUAGCUUUCCCCUGCUCAAUGUUACCCGGGUCAUCGACGCGUGUGAGAUCCCGCUGGAGCGCGAGGUUCCCUUCAACGGCAGCUUCCACGUGUACGUCUUUGCGGGUGAACGGAACCAACACCAGCAGCGCGCGCUCGAGGCUCUGGCAUCUCAUCUCUCGCGCCAUGACUCUAUUCUCUCUCAGGUGUCAGACAUUGCGAGCGACCCGAACAUGUCGUAUGACAGACGACACAACCCACACUCGGCACUAUUCACAUUCUCGAUUGUGUUCAAUGCAAGUCGCGAGUCCGUUGAAAUUGCGUCGUUGCCUCGCUUCUUCCAAAACUAUCGCUAUCAUAUCUACUCGGAUGAUGCACGAAGCCGCAAGUCGCACGUUGGGCAGCUGGGUGCAGCGCAUGCUAAGUUGGGACUGAACCCGCAGGAAGGGGGGUUGUUGUUGUGCGUCCUGAUGGUUAUGUCGGGUCUGAUGGAUGGUAGAGUGGCGGCAGAGGAGUUGGAGAAGUACUUUUCUGGUAUUGUGCCCUCUGGGCAGUCUAAUGAGACUGUUUUCAGCAUGUUAUAG
Molecule: messenger RNA, 1842 nt
Organism: Penicillium diatomitis
Lineage: Eukaryota; Fungi; Ascomycota; Eurotiomycetes; Eurotiales; Aspergillaceae
Exons: 4
Coding region: 1-1842 (613 amino acids)
Molecular function (GO): FAD binding
Source: RefSeq, a predicted model, not a curated record